GUGAGUCAUACGAAAGCUCCAGCAUUACUGACCUCUGGCAAAAAAGGGAGUGAACGGGGACAGGAAAGGCAGAGAGGGAGAGGUUCAAGUGUGAGCUUUCUCCUUGAGCCUAGAAGAUUAUGGGUCAAGAGCUGUGUGCAAAGACUCUCCAGCCUGGAUGCAGCUGCCAUCGCUGUUGGGAGGGAGGCGAUGCACUCAGCUGUCAGAGGAGUGCGCCUGUAACGACGGAGGCUGCGAUUGAGCUAACAGACCUAAAAGAAGCAUCUUGUUCCAUGACUUCAUUGCACCCCAGGGGACUUCGGGCUGUCCAUGCCCGGAAGUUCAAGAGUAAAAGGCCACGGAGUAACAGUGAUUCUUUUCAGGAAGAGGAUCUAAGGCAGGGCUUGCAGUGGAGGAAGAGCCUCCCUUUUGGGGCAGCCUCAUCUUACUUGAACUUGGAGAAGCUAGGUGAAGGUUCCUAUGCUACAGUAUACAAGGGGAUUAGCAGAAUAAACAAGCAACUGGUGGCUUUAAAAGUCAUCAGUAUGAACGAAGAGGAAGGAGUCCCAUUUACUGCUAUCCGGGAAGCUUCUCUUUUGAAGGGUUUGAAACAUGCCAAUAUUGUGCUCCUGCAUGACAUAAUCCACACCAAAGAGACCCUGACAUUCGUUUUCGAAUACAUGCACACAGACCUGGCCCAGUACAUGUCUCAGCACCCAGGAGGGCUUCAUCCUCACAAUGUCAGGCUUUUCAUGUUUCAACUUUUGCGGGGCCUGGCGUAUAUCCACCACCAACACGUUCUUCACAGGGACCUGAAACCUCAGAACUUACUCAUCAGUCACCUGGGAGAGCUCAAACUGGCUGACUUUGGUCUUGCUCGGGCCAAGUCCAUUCCCAGUCAGACAUACUCUUCAGAAGUUGUGACCCUCUGGUACCGCCCUCCUGAUGCCUUGCUGGGAGCCACUGAAUAUUCCUCCGAGCUGGACAUGUGGGGUGCAGGCUGCAUCUUUAUUGAAAUGUUCCAGGGUCAACCUUUGUUUCCUGGCGUUUCCAAUGUCUUUGAACAGCUGGAGAAGAUCUGGGAGGUAUUGGGAGUCCCUACAGAGGAUACCUGGCCUGGAGUUUCCAAACUACCUAACUACAAUCCAGAAUGGUUCCCACUGUCUAAACCUCAAAGCCUUCAGCAUGUCUGGAACAGGUUGGGCAGAAUUCCCGAAGCUGAAGACCUGGCCUCACAAAUGCUGAAAGGCUUUCCCAGAGACCGCGUCUCCGCCCAGGAAGCCCUGGUGCACGAUUAUUUCAGCUCCCUGCCAGCUCAGCUGUAUCAGCUUCCUGAUGAGGAGUCUUUGUUUACAGUUUCAGGAGUGAGACUAAAGCCAGAAAUGUAUGACCUUUUGGCUUCCUACCGGAAAGGUCGCCACCCAGCCCAGUUUAGCAAAUGCUGGUGA
This is a messenger RNA of Pteronotus mesoamericanus, 1427 nucleotides long. It is a transcript of the gene CDK15, whose product is annotated as cyclin dependent kinase 15. The record is from RefSeq and is a predicted model, not a curated record. Bases 120 to 1427 code for a protein of 435 amino acids. Gene Ontology annotation, biological process: protein phosphorylation. Lineage: Eukaryota; Metazoa; Chordata; Mammalia; Chiroptera; Mormoopidae. The transcript has 13 exons. Gene Ontology annotation, molecular function: cyclin-dependent protein serine/threonine kinase activity; ATP binding; cyclin binding. Gene Ontology annotation, cellular component: nucleus; cytoplasm; cytosol.